Ictidomys tridecemlineatus (thirteen-lined ground squirrel) is the source of this 2150-nucleotide messenger RNA. Its product is annotated as sulfotransferase 2A1. Gene Ontology annotation, molecular function: sulfotransferase activity. NCBI's taxonomy places the organism in Eukaryota, Metazoa, Chordata, Mammalia, Rodentia, Sciuridae. The record is from RefSeq and is a predicted model, not a curated record.
UACAGCUGGAACCCCUGCACCACGCACAGACAGCUCAUCACCAUGACAGAUGACUACUUGUGGUUUGAAGGGUCACCUUUCCCUGUUUGGGGUUCCAGCUAUGAAGUUAUAAAAGAAGCAUGUGCUCAGUUUGUGAUAAAGGAUGAAGAUAUAGUAAUGGUGUCUUUCCCAAAAUCAGGAACCCACUGGUUGGUUGAAAUUCUCUGCCUGAUUCACUCCAAAGGUGAUACCAAGUGGAUUCGAUCUGUGCCCAUCUGGGAACGGGUACCAUGGUUAGAGUCAGAUGAUGGAUACAACUUGUUAAAUGACCGAGAGGGUCCACGGCUCCUAGCCACUCACCUUCCCUUCCAUCUCUUCCCCAAGUCUUUUUUCACUUCCAAAGCCAAGGUGAUAUAUAUCAUGAGAAAUCCCAAGGAUAUUCUUGUGUCAGGUUAUUAUUUUUAUACUAUGACAAACAUUUCUAAGAAACCAGAGUCAGUGGAACAAUAUUUUCAAUGGUUCAUCCAAGGAAACGUGCCCUAUGGAUCAUGGUUUGAGCACAUUCGUGGCUGGAUGUCCAUGAGAGACAGGGAGAACGUCCUGCUGCUGAGUUAUGAAGAGCUGCAGAAGGACCCAAGAAGCACCAUAGAGAAGAUCUCUCAAUUCCUGGGAAAGAAGUUAAAUCCAGAAGAACUGGACUCAGUCCUCAAGAAUAGCUCCUUCCAAGUCAUGAAACAAAACAAGAUGUCCAAUCUUGAAAUAUUGCCUGAAGAAUUCUCUUCUAGUCAUUUCAAAAUUACAAGAAAAGGCAUCUCUGGGGACUGGAAGAAUCACCUCACAGUGGCCCAAGCUGAAGCCUUUGAUAAAGUUUACCAGGAGAAGAUGGCAGGUUUCCCCAAAGAGCUGUUCCCAUGGGAGUAACGUCUAAAAAUUCUGGAUAUGUUCAUUGUUUUUAAUGUCAUGGAAUGUGUACACAACUGAGGCAUUCUUAGCAUAAAAUCCAUUUCUACAGAAAAGAGGAUGUGAAUGAAAAUAACAUAAAGAGCCAAUGAAAUAUAAAUUAUCAGAUGAACAAAAGGAAAUCUAGUUGAGUAGAGAACGGAAAAUGGGAGAGGAGAGGGGUAACACAGGGAAAGGGGGAUCAUGAACUAAAGUUGAUUUCCAUGCAUUGAUGAGUCUUUCUGGAUGAACCCAAUCACUAUGAUAAACUAUAAAGCUCUGAGAAAAAAUUAAAAACCGGUUUCUUCAUUCUGGGACCUUGAAAUAUACAUUUUGCUUCUCUUAUCACUUGCUUGUUAAAAGUUACUGGGAUUCCCCUAUUCCCUUCAUCAUAUCCUAGCUUUAAUAAAAUCUUUGUAAUACUUCAAGCCAGGUACGGUGAUGCAUGCCUGUAAUUCCAGCAGCGUUGGAGGCAGUGAAAGGAGGAUCACAAAUUCCAAGCCAGCCUCAGCAAGGACAAGGCUCUAAAGCAAUUCAGCGAGAUUCUAAGUAAAAUACAAAACAGGGCUGAGGAUGUGGCUCCGUGGUUGAGUGUCCCUGAAUUCAAUUCCCCGGGACCCAAAGGAAAAAAUCUUUGCAAUAUUUUAAAUACAUAGAAACCUACGAACAUAAUAAGAAUAUCACCCACAAUUGUGUCUAGUAUUUAAAUCAAGAAGUAUAAUUUGCAAGCCAUUAAUGUUCCUUUUCUAUUACACGUAUCUGUAGAAUGUAUGAGGAUGAUGAUGAUCUGCAGGAGUAUGAUUCCCAACCCAGUGUUAUUUUCAUUCCCAGUACUGUGUAAAGCAUAACUAACAAGUGAUAUGGGUAGAACUUUUAAACCUCACAUGAAUGGUGGAUGGUGUGAUAUGUUUAUAGACUCUCAUUUCUACCCAGCAUUUAACAUACGGUUUUGUCUGAGCUGACACGUACAGAGUAGUUCAGAGUUGAAUUGAGACUUGGAACACAGUUGAGUUACCUGUUUUCUUGCAGACGGCUCUGGGUUUCCCCCUCACCAAUUUUCCCAUAUUUAAAUCACUAUUUGGCAAGAAUGACAAAAAACAAAGGUAAGAGUUUUCCCAGGUCGUACUUGACUGAAGUUGACUGUUCUCUCAUUGGCCUGUUGUAGGUAUUACUAAAUGUUCCCCCAAUGGCCUUGUAAUGAAGUUAAAAUCUAAAUAAACUCCUCUACCUCU